CUUCUAAGCUUCCCAGUACUUCGACGUCUUCUGCAGUUGUUUGUGAAUCAAAAACAUGUUCAGGAUUUUCGUAUUCGCAGUUUGUGGAGUCGCCAUCGCGUCAGCCGGCAUCUCGAAACAUGUGAAUGUCGUAGUUCCCGAACACGGUGCUCAAACUAUCUCAGUUGACCAUGGAUACGAAUCUGGCGGAUACGGCGGAGAUUUUGACGGACACAUCAUUGCCGAUUCCGGUAAAGGCAAUAAUGGCGCAGAACUCUCCAGUCUAGCUCACAGCUCCGCCCUUCAAGCCAAAAACGCCGUCCAGAGUCAACACACUGCAGGAAGCCAAGCCGCAUUUGGAGUUAAGAGCAAUCUGGCCAACACCGCCUUUGGAGCCGCCCAGACGGCUCAGGCUGCCCUGGUAGGAAAACAAGCCAUCGUUCAAAACCUCAAGAGACAAGCCGUCGAAGCCCAACAACAGGUGCAAGCCGAAAUUGCCCAAUACCAACAACUGGGAGCAGUCGCCUCAGCCACCCAGCAAGCUGCCCAGGAUGCUCAAAACCAGGUCAACACCCUCACUGCAGCUUUAGCUGCUGCCCAGAGUGGAGCUUCACAUGCCGAGCAAGCAGCAGCUGAAGCUGGAAACGCAGCUGCAGCACAGCAAUCUAUGGUUGAAGAAGCCAAACAACGUAUUGGACAAAUCUUGAGUCAGCUCCAGAGUGCCCUCUCAGACCUCCAAGAGACCGAAGCUUCAGCUUUGAGAGCAGCUGAAGCUGCGCAAAUCGCACAGUCUAAUGCUGCUGCUGCUGGACUUGCUGUAGCCGCUGCUAGCGCCAAGAGUGGACAUGGAGGACAUGGUUACGGGAGUUCUGGGGGUUAUCACCAUUAAUAUGCUCAUUUUGUUUAAGUGGAUAGCGAAUUUUUAAUAAACGUUUUAUUGAAGGUUA
Molecule: messenger RNA, 926 nt
Organism: Leptinotarsa decemlineata (Colorado potato beetle)
Lineage: Eukaryota; Metazoa; Arthropoda; Insecta; Coleoptera; Chrysomelidae
Source: RefSeq, a predicted model, not a curated record